AUGGUACUCGACCAAGUCCGCGUUUCUACGCGGCACACGCUUAACUGCGCCAAUGAGGCAACAGUCGCUGCACUUAAGUCCCCUUUCAGCCUAGGGCCAAUGGACCAUACCGUGCCCGCCAUGUUGACUAUCGAAGCCAUCCUUGUCUACAGGAAGCCAGCAAAACUGCCAGAUGACAACUUCCUUCCGGUUGAACGCUUGAACUUGGCUGCAUCUCACCUCCUAGACUAUUACCCGCAUUUGACUGGUCGUCUGCAGCAGAAUCCAGUGAGCCAAGCUCCGGAAAUUGGAAACCUGGCCGCUGGCGCUGAGCUUUGGGAGGCACAGUGCCCCAGAAGGCUCGCAAGUAUCGCGGCGUCUGCUCUUUCAGCCCGUAUCUUGGUGAUCCAUCUGCCAGAUUCUGGCAAUGCACUUCUUCCAAUUUUUCAUUCGACAAUGGGAGCUGUCUCCCAUAACCCUAUCUUCGGAAUUCAGCACACCCGAUUCGGCUGUGGAGGGGUCGCACUGGGCAUUCGAGUUCAUCAUCAAGUCUGUGAUGCCACUGGGUUCAUGCAGCUCGUGCGCGAUCUCGCUGAGAUCUACAGACAGUUGCGCGACUCUUCUCCACCAACACUAAUCUCUCCCCCCGAAAUUUACUCACACUUUCGAGGAACAAACAGUCCAUCGGCCAACCAGAAAGAGAAAGCCCUGGCGUUCAACCCUCCGGACUUUUGCCUGGAUGAGAACAUCACGGCCGUGCCUGAGGCCUCAGCCCCUCCAUCUGUCUACACUUGCCCUCUGCGCUUCCAAGGUCAAGAUCUGAUCGCGCUCAAAAAUGCUGCAACCGACCCAAACGCCCAGGGGCAGACCUCGUUCACCAGAUUCGUGGUCAUCUCAGCCUAUCUCUACCAACGCAUUUAUCAAGCCAGAAUUCAGGUUCUGCGUGACAAGGGAAUCACCCUAGACGACGACUCGCUACAGCCACUUCGUGGUUUCUGGACGACCAUGGAUAUGCGUGACUCAACCCGUCUGAAGCUGCCCGCACGUUACUUUCCAAAUGCCGUCCACUGCCCCUGGACUUCCGCCUCACAUGAGCUGCUCGAAAAGGGCGCACUCUGGCAGGUUGCACAGGUUAUACACGAUGCAAUUCACUCCGUUGAUAUGAACGAAGUCAAACAGGAGUUUGAAUGGGUUGCUGCACAGCCCAACAAAAGUCACAUCAGGUUCAAGGAGAUGGUUCCAGACGGUUGUCUCGUCGCUACCCAGUGGAGUAGAGGUAAGACAUACGUUGGAGUUGACUUUGACAUCGCUGCCAAUGGCAAGCGCAUUGCCCCGUCUCUCGUGUCGCCGGCCUUCAGCGAAGGCUACCGGGUCGAUGGCUUGGCAAUUAUUAUGUCUACCGAGGAGGAAUUACCUCGAGGCCAACCUGACAGACGCUCUUUGGCUAGUGGCAAUCUUCCGUGCGCCGUCGAUGUGAAUUUGACCCUGGGUAGGUCGGUGUGGGAUGUUCUCAACAAUGACCCUGACUUUUUGGCUCUCCAUUCCUGA
Penicillium egyptiacum is the source of this 1527-nucleotide messenger RNA. NCBI's taxonomy places the organism in Eukaryota, Fungi, Ascomycota, Eurotiomycetes, Eurotiales, Aspergillaceae. The record is from the annotation of a GenBank genome assembly.